This is a messenger RNA of Colletotrichum higginsianum IMI 349063, 819 nucleotides long. RefSeq names its product DUF218 domain-containing protein. The transcript has 2 exons. Lineage: Eukaryota; Fungi; Ascomycota; Sordariomycetes; Glomerellales; Glomerellaceae. Bases 1 to 819 code for a protein of 272 amino acids. Gene Ontology annotation, cellular component: cytoplasm. The record is from RefSeq and is a predicted model, not a curated record.
AUGUCGGCCACGAGCAACCUCAUCAUCGUCUGCUGCCACGGCAUCUGGACGGGCGGCCCCACCAACGGCGCCGCCGAGUCGGAGUGGCUCAUCGCCGGCUUCCAGGCCGGCGAGACCCCGACGUUCAUCGAGCACAUCAAAGCCGGGCUGGCGGCGCUGCGGGACGACCCGGCUUCCGUGCUGGUGUUUUCGGGGGGACCAACACGUCGGGAAACCCGCCUCUCGGAGGCAGAGAGCUAUGCCAACCUCGCCGUCGCCAACGCCUACUUCGGCAUCCUCCCGUCCUCCCCCGGCGGCGGCAUAGCCGCCUCCUUCGCGUCCCGUAUCCACACAGACGCUCUCGCCUUGGACUCGUACCACAACAUCCUGCACUCCCUUCUCCUCUUUCGCCGCCUCCACGCCUCCUGGCCGCGCACCCUGACGGUGGUCAGCCACGCCUUCAAGAGGCCGCGCAUCGUCGACGGUCACUGCGUCGCUAUCGGAUUCCCGCCUGGGAGGGUGCGAUUCGUCGGCAUCAACCCACCGGGGAUGCGCGACGCUGCCGACACUAGGGGUGCCCAGGGAAACGGGGGCAACGAUGGUGGGGGCUGUAUCAAGACGGGGGCCAUCGAGGGCGUGCAGCGUGCCGUGGACGAGUGGACGCAGGAUCCCCACGGCGUCGGGCCGAGUCUGGCUGGCAAGAGGAGGGCGAGAAAUCCGUGGGGUCUGGAUGAUAGGCUGUUCACAAGCGAGGAGGAGAGAGCGAGGAGCGGUGUUGUCACGAGGGUCGUAGACGGCCACGAGGCGUUGGUCGAAGACGCGAAGAGGCCGUGGGCUUAG